This is a messenger RNA of Penicillium crustosum, 1239 nucleotides long. RefSeq lists its product as uncharacterized. Bases 1 to 1239 code for a protein of 412 amino acids. The transcript is spliced from 7 exons. Gene Ontology annotation, cellular component: phagophore assembly site. NCBI's taxonomy places the organism in Eukaryota, Fungi, Ascomycota, Eurotiomycetes, Eurotiales, Aspergillaceae. The record is from RefSeq and is a predicted model, not a curated record. Gene Ontology annotation, biological process: autophagosome assembly.
AUGUCCACCAAAGUCGACCCCGUUGACACUAAUUUUACAGUCUUCAUACGCCUACCAUUCCCCAGAGGCGAUUUUGUGGAAUGGAAUGCAUCCAAAGAUCAAGCGCUAUGGGAUAUCCUUUCUCGGCCAUCAAAAGGCGAUAUUGACUGGAAAGCUUUGGCAGAGAACUUCGAGGUCACCUUGCAGUUCCUUCUUCAGCAGGCUGCAUGGCUCUAUGAUCGCCAGCUGUCACAGGUUCGGGCUCAAAUGCGCAAGGUCGGCACUACGCAGUCGACCUCUCCUUCUCCGGCUCUAGGAUCUGUCUCUGGUAGUACGGCCUUGUCACAAAAGGAAACGCCAUUACCAGGUUCUCGGGCGCCAUCACGGCAAGUAUCUCACCAGAAAGAUAUCCCUGUCCGAGGUAUGGACCGAAACCCUACCCGUCUGCCCCCCGACAACCGACGUACGAGCUUUACAUCAGCUACAGCUACUAACCAACCUCGCGGAUCCCGGGACCCUGCACGCACCGGCACGCCGACAACCGAGGAGAAAGAACCACGCUGGGAUUCUUUUGGUCGUCGGCCUUCGACUGUCAGACGGGAACAGCCGCCUGUCGCGUCUUUACCCCGGUCUCCAACACUGGAGGAAGAGCCUCUGUCCACGAGCUCGUCGGAGGAAUCUGAAUCCGACGAUGAGGACACAAGGCGUGCACCCCUGUUCAAGCGGUUUGGCAAAUUUUCUACCCACCGGUCUGGUCUCCGGGAUGAUGAGGACGACGAAGAAGACACUCCGGCGUUCCUUCCCAUGGCUCGAGAACACCAACAUACCCAUCUGGAUCGUCCAGGCCAGGAACUCAGCGCCACCCUCCGUUUAGAUGCCGAGCGUGCAGCGGCGCAACGGCGACAUCACGAACAGCGAUCUGGUCCCAGAGUACCCGUUGCUACCGAGUCAUCCACCAGCUCUAUCAGCUCCGGCGGGCGUAGCAGCCUACCCGGUGGACCCAGACGGACCAGCCAGGGGGCAUCGAUCCUGAGCUCACAGCGCGCCGCCGAGCGCCAAAAUUCCCGCAAGUCCACCGCUUCCGGUCGGGAAGCUAGCGACGGUACUCCCAGUAUGGGAAGCAGCUUCAGUGACCUCGACGAUGCAAGCGUUACCCAGUCAGCCUUGGAAGAGGCCCUUCUAAGCAACAUGCAGCAUGGUGGAAUGGCGAGUCGGAUGAGUACCAUUAGCCAAGCCUUGCGCAGCCGGUAUUUGCAGUGA